Messenger RNA from Anoplophora glabripennis (Asian longhorned beetle), 862 nucleotides. Its product is annotated as transcription factor MafK-like. Gene Ontology annotation, molecular function: RNA polymerase II cis-regulatory region sequence-specific DNA binding; DNA-binding transcription factor activity, RNA polymerase II-specific. Gene Ontology annotation, cellular component: nucleus. The record is from RefSeq and is a predicted model, not a curated record. The transcript is spliced from 2 exons. NCBI's taxonomy places the organism in Eukaryota, Metazoa, Arthropoda, Insecta, Coleoptera, Cerambycidae. Gene Ontology annotation, biological process: regulation of transcription by RNA polymerase II. Bases 144 to 542 code for a protein of 132 amino acids.
UUGUGGUUAUGGCUCCUGGCUCCUGAUAUCUAUUUUUUUAUUCUAGAUUCUAGCAUGACUUGCAAAAAUUUAAUGAAAGGUUGGAUAAAUGCUGCACAUACUUGGAAUAUUUAAACAUUUGACGGGAAUUAAAAAAAAUUAAAAUGCCGCAGGAAACCAAAAAGAAUGGGAAACUUGCUCCUUUAUCCCCAUCACCUUUGCAUGACAUCUCUGAUGACGAAUUGGUUAGUAUUUCGGUGAGAGAUUUAAAUAGACAGCUGAAAUUGCGGGGACUCUCCAGAGAAGAAAUAGUACGAACAAAACAAAGGAGACGAACAUUAAAGAAUAGGGGAUAUGCUGCAUCUUGUCGAAUUAAAAGAAUAGAACAAAAAGAUGAGCUGGAAACUGAGAAAUCACAAGAAUGGAGAGACAUGGAAAUUAUGCAGGAAGAACUUCAUCAAAUGAGAGACGAAAUGACAGGAAUUAAAAGUCGAUAUGAAGCGCUGAAGCGGUUUGCUACUGCUAAUAAAAUUCCCAUUCCACGAGAAUUAGAACACUUAUAAUAUCUCCGAUGCAUUUUUUCUUUAGUAUUAUACUGUACUGUCACUUGUUUUAAAGAGAAAGCAGUAAUUACAUUUAAUUAUAAAAAGUUUUAGUAAAUAUGUUUCUGAUGUCUAAUUGCUCCAAGUAUUUAGAGGAGAUUUUCUAAGUCAUGAUAAAUUGCAAUUUCUUCUAAACCGUAUUUGGAUAAUUUUAAAGAGUGAAGUGGGGAAAAGUAGAUAAUACUUUUUCAGCAGUGGCGACUCGUGAAAAUUAAAGUACCUAUACUCGGCGGCCGAAAUUAUAAAGAAUGACUUGUACAUAAUAUAAAAACACUAUUACC